This is a messenger RNA of Histoplasma mississippiense, 2061 nucleotides long. RefSeq lists its product with no specific name. Bases 1 to 2061 code for a protein of 686 amino acids. The transcript is spliced from 2 exons. The record is from RefSeq and is a predicted model, not a curated record. NCBI's taxonomy places the organism in Eukaryota, Fungi, Ascomycota, Eurotiomycetes, Onygenales, Ajellomycetaceae.
AUGAGCUAUCCUCGCCACCGACAACCGUCUCCGGUCAGCAAGCAUUCCGUUGACCCCAUGAGAGCAUCCACGGGGAAUAUGACAGUCAGUUCUGACAUAGAUCCGUACAAUAUCCCCAGAGUUGCCUAUGAUGGAUACUAUUCAUCUAGUAUUGCAGGAGAUCGGAACUUAGAAUCGUCUUAUAGAAGCUAUUACUACCCUGUGCGAUCUCCUCGUCCUAAUGACGACCGUUCCGUUGACACUCACCCCAUUUCGUCAUACCGCUUGACGAAUCUGCCAAUCUCCUCCAGAACCGAGUAUGCUGUUCGACCAAGGGGCAAUACGUCGUCCGUGGCCGAUUCCACUCGCCGCCCUUUAAGUGUCACCAUACCAUCGCCAAACAGAUUGUUUGCUGGGUACGACAGUAGCCGCUCUCCCAGGCCAUCAUCAUACUAUGCAGCAACUGAUGCAGAGCGAUAUAUUGUACCUGCGUCAUCAUUGCCUUCCAGACAUCGUCGAAUAUUUAGUUCUGAUGACCGAGAAGGUCGAUUAACGCUCGAUGACAAAGAGGCAACAACUCGUAUGGAGCGUGCAAAUUAUUUAGUUGCGGGGAGGAGCCCGCGAAUGGUUUACCCAGUUUCUGCCCCAACAAAUACACAACAAAACAUUGAACUUGGUGAUUCUUAUUCAUACACAAAUCCAGCAGAGCAGUUUUAUAGGGACUUUGAGGCCACUAAAGACUAUCGACGAGAUAAUUACGGGAGUCGAAAAACAAGGCCUUUAAGUUUUACUGGCUUGGAACGCGGCCUACCGCAGAUUCCUAGAGAUUCCAGAGACUCUGGCCCGCCGCCUUCUGCGAGACGAUCUGACAGGAUUGGAAGAGGGGAGACGCAUCGAUCAUCAUCUCAGAAGAGAGAAGGUAGUGUAGCAUCCUAUACAUCUGACAUACUCCAGCGGCGCUCCAAGGUCCCCGUCUUCAUUCACCAGGACGGAGUCAAGGUUUCAAAACAUCCCGAAUAUAGCGAUUCAAGAGAACUCCAGAGCUACCGUUACGAUGACGAUGCUUCCACAAGUCAAGUUUCUCACCAUAGACAUCACGCGGAAGACGUGCGAUAUAAUGAAGUUCCCCCGAUAGGCACCGAAUCCAAAGGCACCGGAGACCUAUCAGUCUCCAGCAGCCUUGCGACAGCUGGACUAGCUAGUGGCUACUCGAAAGAUUUGCUCAAGGGGCUCGAAGUUGAUUUUGGAACUCGGGCUGAUGAGCGAAGAGUUCGGGACUCGGUCCGUGGUCCUAGAUCAAGCCACAAGAAUGGUGAACCUACCAAAGUGCACUCUGAGGGUGAACAAGACAUAGACGAGCGGCUCCCAGAUAAAGACAGAAGAGUUCACAGACAUAGAAUCGUCGAACAUUCAAGACGGGAACACUCAGAAGGAAAUGUUGCCUCCCGUCGCACUCACCAUGCCGGCGACUCAGAAUAUGACUACCACAAUUCCAGGCGACAAGAGGGACCAUCUCAGCGCGCUUCAGAUAUGCUUCUCCCGAAUGAGCCCAUUGUCUCGACCCCGAUCGAUAUUAUCUCUGAUGAGCGUCAAAGGGAACCCUACCAUACUGAAUUUAUUCGGCCUAGGGAACCCGAGCAACUUCCAAAGGGAAUCCUGAAGCCUCCAAAGGAUAAGUUCCCUGAAGAUCGGACAGCUGUGAGGGAAGGGAUCGCGCCGUUAAAAGACACGACGAAAAAGGGCAUUCCCAAAGGUGCACGUUGGACCAAGGUAGAUCGAAAGCUUGUCACUCCAGCGGCUUUGGAAGGAGAACGUUACGAAGAACGCCCUGAUUAUAUAAUUGUUUUAAGGGUCCUUACACUCGAAGAAAUUGAGGAGUUCGCAAAGAAAUCAUCACAAAUUAGAGCAGCUAGGUACGAGGCCUAUCGCAAUGAACGUCGUAGACAUCGAGACGAUGACGAGCAUAGUGAAGAAGAUCGCAAACCCCGUCUUGUCAUUGAAUCAUCCACCGAAUCAAGGCGACGUUCGCCACCUGAUCCUCACCAUUCUGAAUCCUAUAAGUCUCGUGCUCCGCGAUCGUAA